GCCCCUUCAAUAUCUAGAUAUAGAGAGAGAAGUGAACAUAACCUGCGUUUUUAGAGAGAGAAAGUUCAGAGAGAGAUAGCAUUGUUGGUGAAUAAUUCACAUAUCAAGUUAGGGUUUUAGCUGCUAUCAAUUACAAAUUUACAAACUUUAGGGUUUCUUAUCUUCUACAUAUACACAAAAAUAUAAUUUUAUUUAUGUUUAUUUAAUUAUCGUUGGUUGAUUAUACGUGCAUAUACUUUGGGAGUGUUUAUCGGAUAUAUAAAGGUGUGAUUGAUGGAUGAGAUCUGGGAGAGAGCGGUUGAAACGGCGCUGGAUGGGCAAAACGACGUCGCGUCGGUACGAACCCUAACCCUAGAUGGCGCGGUCAAGUGUGUGCAGGGGCGCUUACCCCCACCGCCGCUGUUUGAGAAGUUUGUGAACCUGAAUCAUCUUUCGAUAGCGAAUAUAGGGGUUUCGUCGUUGGAGCAGUUUCCGCGGUUGAGGAAUCUGCAGAAGUUGAUUUUAUCGGAUAAUCGGAUAGCUGGAGGUUUGGAAUUUUUGGUUGAGGCUGGAUUGGAGUCGUUGAGGGACCUGGAUUUGUCGAAUAAUAGGAUUCAGGAUAUUGAUGAUCUUAGGCCUCUUGCAGAGCUGAAGCUUGCGUCGCUUGAUCUUUAUGAGUGUCCGGUUACCAGAGUGAAGGAUUAUCGAUCUAGGGUUUUUGGAUUGGUCAAGUCGUUGAGGUAUUUGGAUAAGAUGGAUGCGGAUGGGAAUGAGAGGCCAGAGUCUGAUGACGAUGAGGAGGAGUCUGGUGAUGAGGAGGGGGAGGAGGAUGAGGGGGAAGAUGAAGAGGAGAAUGAGGAUGAGGAUGAUCCUGGGAGCGGGGAAAUUGACGGGGAGGAUAGGUCAAAUAGGAUGAGUAAUGGACAUAGUGUUGAGAAUGAUGGCGUUGUGGAUGUCGAUGAGGAUGAGGAGAGUGAUGCUGAUGAGGAAGAGACAGAGACUGUUAGGAGUGGGAAUGGGUUGAACGGACACUCGAAUGGGUUUCGUGUUGAGCCUGUUGGUGGAGAGGAGGAUGAGAACGAGGAGGAUGGAGAGGAGGAAGAGGAGAUUGAUGAGGAGGAAGACGAUGAUGAUGAUGAGGAUGUGAUUGAGGUGCAUGAGAUUCUGGAUAGUGAUGAAGAGGAUGACGGUGUGGAAGAUGAGGAUGAAGACGAGGAGGAAGUGGACAAUGAUGAAGGGGACUUUGCAGAACCUGAGAGCACCGGAAGGAUUACAAGUACUGAAGGCGAGAUUGAUGCUCAUGAACAGGGGGAGGACGAUGGAGAUGAUGAGGAUGACAAUGGAGAGACCGAGGAAGAAGAGAUGGGGGUCGAAGAAGGUAAUUAUGAAGAAGAGGAAGCUGAGGAUGAGUGGCAGGAAGAUGACGACAAUGGAUACUUGCUGCAACCAGUGGUUCAGCAGGUGGAAGUAGAUGCUAAUGAGGGUAGUGAUAUGGAUGCAAAUGAAGAUGAAGAGGAUGCUGAAUUGGAGGAAGAAGUUGAAGAUGAAGAAGAGGAGGAUGAUGAUGUUGGAGUACAGGCAUCAACUUCUUUGCACAAGAGGAAAAGAGAUGAAGGUGAGAGUGAUGGUGACAGUGAUAGUAACGAGGAAGAUGAUGAUGAGGAUCGUGCGUCUAAGUUGAGCAAGUCAUCGAAGCCUCAUUCGUAGGUAUAGUGAUAGUAGAUGUUUGGGGUGGUUGAUGCAAAGGAUGAUGGAAGCUGGAAGAAAGAGAGUUGUGCUUCCACCACCUCUAUAUUAGUUAAAUUUAAUCUUGCACUGGACAAGUGAAAAUGGAGGGAAAACCUGUUAUGGAAAAUGGAUGAUGAUGAUGUUUGAAAAGUGGUUAGAACAGAGAGAAUUCCCGCUGGGUAAUGGCUGCCUUACUACUACUUCUACUUGGGUUUAGGGUAGCCGUUGCUUUGUUAUUUGAAUGAUGAUACUUUGUGAGUCGUAGUAACUCAGUGUGUCUGUCUCGUUUUGCUGUUGGACUCAGUUUUUUGAAAUGUCUGCUUUUAUUUUACAA
Messenger RNA from Daucus carota subsp. sativus, 2041 nucleotides. Its product is annotated as acidic leucine-rich nuclear phosphoprotein 32-related protein. Gene Ontology annotation, molecular function: histone binding. Gene Ontology annotation, cellular component: nucleus. NCBI's taxonomy places the organism in Eukaryota, Viridiplantae, Streptophyta, Magnoliopsida, Apiales, Apiaceae. The record is from RefSeq and is a predicted model, not a curated record. The coding region runs from base 274 to 1686 and encodes 470 amino acids. The transcript has 2 exons.